Messenger RNA from Recurvomyces mirabilis, 423 nucleotides. RefSeq lists its product as uncharacterized. The transcript has a single exon. The coding region runs from base 1 to 423 and encodes 140 amino acids. NCBI's taxonomy places the organism in Eukaryota, Fungi, Ascomycota, Dothideomycetes, Mycosphaerellales, Teratosphaeriaceae. The record is from RefSeq and is a predicted model, not a curated record.
AUGCCGUCAAGCAAAAGCACGAAAACAUCGACUUCAUGGCACCACUUCCUGAAGCACUGCCACCUAGUUCCCGGCUCGUCCGACUCGGGAAUGUGGCCCUAUGCCAAACUUCUUCUCAAUUUCGGUGCUGAUCCCUAUGCUGAGAUACCCGACGGCACGAAAGUCGUGCAGCAAAUCCGCAAAAAUGCUCGACAUACUGUCGUUCCAAGCAUGUUAUUAUCAACAGAGCAGCGUCUACUGAAAGUCUGCAGCGGCAAUCUUCUGCCUAAGCUAUGUGCGUGCCUAGAAGAGGCUCGUGAGCAAAGGGCACGGAAGAUUGUGGAGAAGAAGGCGGCUGAGCAGACUCAAGGGAAGCUCUUCGUCAACGCCUUGUGGAACAGUUUCGGUAGUAACCUAGUCUCCAGCAGGAAAGCACGAGGGUAG